This is a messenger RNA of Schistocerca americana (American grasshopper), 906 nucleotides long. RefSeq names its product probable E3 ubiquitin-protein ligase ATL44. NCBI's taxonomy places the organism in Eukaryota, Metazoa, Arthropoda, Insecta, Orthoptera, Acrididae. The coding region runs from base 158 to 487 and encodes 109 amino acids. The record is from RefSeq and is a predicted model, not a curated record. The transcript has 3 exons.
GUACAGUUGAGUAGAGAUAUCUCCAGCGCACUUUGUUUGAAUACAUUCAGUGAAGAGUUUGUUUUGGAAUGCUUUGAAAAUUCGACAAUCCCCGAGUUAUGUGAAGCAAUGUGACACGAAUGGGAAAAGGAGUGUUAGGACAAUACAAAGCGUUAACAUGCAGGGAAUAGCGUUUGCUGUAAUUGUGGCAAUUGGCCUAGCAGCAGUUGCGUAUUUUGCAUCAGUACAGCGUCCUUUGACUCACGGUCCAGCUGACUCCAGUGAUUAUGAACCAAGAAAUUCGUGGACACCCCAGAGGGAAUCAACUGGCUGUACACAGCAGCGCAAGAAAAAGAAGAAAAAUACAGACUGUCCAAUAUGUUUCGAGAAAAUUGUACCAGGCCCCAAAGUAAAGGAACUACAAUGUGAUCAUUGGCUCCAUAAUGAAUGUGCAAUGAGAUGGUUCAUGGAGAAACGGGUCUGUCCUUUAUGCAUGAAGCCUGCGUGAGAAACAAAGUGCCUUGACAUCUGGAGUGAUAAAAUUCAUGUUUUAUAUCAUGAAUUUAAAUUGAUGUGAUACUUGUGUUAAAUUGAUAAUGUGAUACUUGUUUACAACAUUUAUAUUGGGCUGCUCAUCAGUGUUCCUUAAUUUCUUCUUUUUUUUUUUUCCUCACAAAUGUGGCAUACAAACUUUUAAAAACAUUAAUUCUACCAACAUGUGUGUGUAAAAAUGCUAUAAACUGUUAGGAAGUAAGUCACUAUUUAGAGAUAGAUUCUGUAAUACAGCUGUAACUGUAUAGAAAGUAACAAAGUUUUAGUUACUAUUUGUAUGUGUCAUAUGGAACUGGUAAUUUUAUUCUGAGAUAUUUGAAUUGUAUUUCAAAAUAAUUGUAAUAUUAGUUUUAUUAAAGGCUUCCUCUCUGGUUA